AUGGAAACUAAGCUACAACUUAUUCCUGAUGUAAUAGAGUUCAAACCUCAUCCAGGGAGAGAUGAUGUAGGAAUACUGGCAACAAACGCAUGUCAACAAAACUGUAGUCUUGAUAAUGUCCCAAAACAACUGAUCAAAGGUGACACUGCAACUUUAAUGGUAACAACCAGAGAUAAACAAGGAAAACAAGUCAUUCCACGCCAGGUGGUUAAGGCUAGAGUAACAAAACCUGAUGGAUCAAGUGACGAUAUCAAAGUACAGGAUAACAAUGAUGGAACACACACAGUGAUGGUACAUGGAGAAAUAGAUGGAAAAUAUAAAGUGUCAUUGACAAUAGACAAUCAGCCAAUACCAGGAACACCUGCACAGUUCAAUGUCAUUAAAGGAUUGGUGAAGACCAUUGGUAAAAAUGGCAGUGGAAAAGGGGAAUAUAAUAAGCCAAUUGGUGUCACAAUAGAUAAGAAUGGUGACAUUGUUACAGCUGAGAGGGGUAAUAAAAGACUACAAAUUACAGACAAGGAUGGAAAUUAUAAAAAUAUUAUAAAAAUUGAAAAAUGCGUUCCACUUGAUGUGUGCAUAUUCAAUAGCAAAUACUACAUGACAGAUUUUGAUAAUAAACAAGUUGUUAUCAGUGAUAUGAAUGGUCAUGUGAUCAAACAAUUCAGUGAGAACAUAAAGCAUCCUCAACGCAUUGCUGUUAGGCCUGCUGAUGGUAUGGUGUAUGUAUCUGACUGGGAUGGGAAGGUUGGUGAUGAGACAAAUAAAGAUGGUCACUUGAUAAGAAAAUACACAAAAGAUGGAGAUUAUAUCAAAUCAUUUGGAGGAGGUUAUGGAAGUGAAGCAAGACAAUUUAAGGGACCACACCACAUGGCUGUAGACAAUCAUGGAUUACUAUUUGUAGGUGAUUAUGACAAUGACUGCAUACAAGUCUUCAAUACAGAUGAUGAGUACAUGUAUUCAUUCAAGUGUUCAGGUAAAGGAGAUGGUCAGAUAUACAGACCACGUGGCAUUGCUAUUGAUAAUGAUGGAUAUGUAUAUGUGGCUAAUUCGAAUAAUAAGGUACAAAAGUUUGAUAGAAGUGGUCGUUUCAUCUGUCGUAUUGAUAAGAACACUGAUGGACUGAAUUUACCAUCAGAUGUAGCAGUAACUGAUGAUGUACCAUGUAGAGUGGUUGUAGUCGACUGGGAGAACCAUUGUGUUAAAAUCUUUGCACAGUAA
Messenger RNA from Saccoglossus kowalevskii, 1218 nucleotides. Its product is annotated as tripartite motif-containing protein 2-like. The record is from RefSeq and is a predicted model, not a curated record. Lineage: Eukaryota; Metazoa; Hemichordata; Enteropneusta; Harrimaniidae.